Messenger RNA from Gavia stellata (red-throated loon), 321 nucleotides. RefSeq names its product small integral membrane protein 32 (gene SMIM32). The record is from RefSeq and is a predicted model, not a curated record. The transcript has a single exon. Lineage: Eukaryota; Metazoa; Chordata; Aves; Gaviiformes; Gaviidae. The coding region runs from base 1 to 321 and encodes 106 amino acids.
AUGUAUAGUGAAUUGCUAAAUUCAACCAGUGCCACUGAAGCUCACCUAAUCAUUCAGACCAACACGCCCUACCUGAGCAGCACACCGAGACCUGUGAGCUCCUCCGCUUUUUACAUGUCGACAGCCAGGGUGUUAAAAGAAGGGGAAAUAAAUAAGCCAGACCUGGUGACUUACAUCAUUCUGUUUUUCUUUCUGCUCUUGACUGUGACGCUCAUUGUGCUCUUCAUAAACUGCCAGCUGAAAAAUUCUUUUUUUGCUACUCUUCCUUACGACAGAUCGCUCAGAGAAGCGAGGAGCCCGUGGAGGACACAAGCUGUCUGA